Chaetomium globosum CBS 148.51 is the source of this 114-nucleotide messenger RNA. RefSeq lists its product as uncharacterized. The transcript has 2 exons. The coding region runs from base 1 to 114 and encodes 37 amino acids. The record is from RefSeq and is a predicted model, not a curated record. NCBI's taxonomy places the organism in Eukaryota, Fungi, Ascomycota, Sordariomycetes, Sordariales, Chaetomiaceae.
AUGCCAGGUGUUGCUACAGAGCUUGUUACAGCCGGGUUUCCCGCUGAGCACGAGGCAAAUGUGCUGUUGAACUCGCCGUCGAGAUGUUUCAGGAAGGAUUCGGCCUCCUCCUAA